This is a messenger RNA of Zasmidium cellare ATCC 36951, 1722 nucleotides long. RefSeq lists its product as uncharacterized. Gene Ontology annotation, molecular function: FAD binding; oxidoreductase activity. The transcript has 3 exons. The coding region runs from base 1 to 1722 and encodes 573 amino acids. Lineage: Eukaryota; Fungi; Ascomycota; Dothideomycetes; Mycosphaerellales; Mycosphaerellaceae. The record is from RefSeq and is a predicted model, not a curated record.
AUGCAAGGCAACCUCACCUCAUCAUUCCAUCUACUGGCCUCGCUAGGCACACUGCUUCCCCAGUUCGCCGUAUCCGCUGAUGUGCACUGUCGAUGUUUUCCUGGCGACGCAUGUUGGCCUUCGAGAGAGCGAUGGGCCGCCUUCAACAAGACAUUAGGCGGCAAGCUUGUCGAGACCAUCCCCCUCGCAGCUCCUUGCCACGACUCGAGGUUUGGCCAAUACAAUGCCGGGGAAUGUAAUACGCUGCAAGAGGCGUGGACAUUACCACAGACUCAUUACGAUUCUUCCUCUUCGAUCAUGGCUCCAUUCUUCGCCAAUCAAAGCUGUGAUCCGUUCACUGGAAUCCAGGGUCGAUGCAUUCUUGGAACAUACAAUCGAUAUGCUGUCGCCGUCGGAUCGGCGAGUGAUGUGUCGAAAGCAUUGCGGUUUACCGAGCGAAACAACAUUCGAAUCACCAUCAGGAAUACAGGCCACGACUACAAUGGCAAAAGUGCCGGUGCUGGCUCCCUUGGCAUCUGGACGCAUCAUCUGAAAGACAUCCAGAUCUCAGAUCAUAGGUCCCGCCACUAUACCGGAAAAGCCAUGAAGAUGGGGGCAGGUGUUCAAGGGUUUGAAGCGUAUGCUGCAGCUCACCAGCACGGGCUCGUCGUACUCGGAGGCGAGUGUCCAACAGUCGGUCUCGCCGGAGGGUACGCCCAGGGCGGCGGUCAUUCUACUCUGGGCUCCAAGUACGGUCUCGCAGCUGAUCAAGUCUUGGAGUGGGAAGUGGUCGAUGCUCGGGGCAGACACCUCACGGCCAGUCGUGCGAAGAACUCUGACUUGUUCUGGGCUUUGAGUGGUGGCGGCGGUGGAACGUUUGGGGUCGUGCUCUCCAUGACCGUGAAAGCACAUGCAGACAUGCCAACGUCCGGAGGAAACCUGUCUUUCACGAGUGAUGGCAUCUCGCAGGACACUUUCUGGAAAGCCAUUGAGGCCUACCAUGUAAGCUUGCCAGCGAUUGUGGAUGAAGGCAUCAUGAGUGUGUCUGCCUUCAGCACCUCAUCGUUCGCCAUCUCACCCAUGACCGGGCCUGGUGUCAGCGCCGAGCGCAUGAACGAACUCUUGCAGCCACUUACUUCGACACUGGAUCGACUUGGCAUCAAGUACACCAAGCUGGUGAAGCAAUUCCCAAACUAUUUCGAGGAGUUCAACACAAUGUUCGCUCCAAUUCAAGUCGGCAUUGCUCAGUAUGGUGGAAGACUGGUGCCGCGAUCAGCAGUGCUUAACAACAACUCUGCGGUGACCCAUGCUUACCGGAAGAUUGCCAACGAUGGAGGCGCUUUCUUCAUUGUCGGCAUCAACGUAUCGACGUCAGUCGCUGGCGAUGUAUACAAUUCAAUCAAUCCAGCUUGGAGAGACACCCUACUCGAUACUGUUGUCACAACACCUUGGAACUUCACAGCACCUUGGUCUCAAAUGGUAGCAAACGCCAACAAGAUGACUGACAAGUUCAUCCCGAUCCUCAAGGACAUUUCUCCUGGCAGUGGCACAUAUAUCAACGAAGCGGAUUUCCAAGAUCCUGACUUCAAACAAGACUACUACGGAGUCAACUACGAUCGCCUCCUGCAAAUCAAACAAAAGUACGACCCGAAUCAUACCUUUUACGCCCUCACCGCGGUUGGCAGCGACUAUUGGGAGGCCCGGCCGGAUGGCAGACUGUGUAAGUCCAGAAGAAAUGCAUGA